Histoplasma mississippiense is the source of this 765-nucleotide messenger RNA. Its product is annotated as 60S ribosomal protein L2. NCBI's taxonomy places the organism in Eukaryota, Fungi, Ascomycota, Eurotiomycetes, Onygenales, Ajellomycetaceae. Gene Ontology annotation, biological process: cytoplasmic translation. Gene Ontology annotation, cellular component: cytosolic large ribosomal subunit; ribosome. The transcript has 4 exons. Gene Ontology annotation, molecular function: structural constituent of ribosome; RNA binding. The coding region runs from base 1 to 765 and encodes 254 amino acids. The record is from RefSeq and is a predicted model, not a curated record.
AUGGGUCGAGUGAUUCGCAAUCAGAGGAAGGGUCGUGGAUCCAUUUUCACGGCCCACACCCGUCUGAACAAGGCUCCUGCCCAAUUCCGUACCCUUGACUAUGCUGAGAGACACGGAUACACCCGCGGAGUGGUGAAGGAGAUCAUCCACGACGCAGGCAGAGGUGCCCCCCUGGCCAAAGUCUCCUUCCGCCACCCAUACAAAUACAAAGACGUCGUCGAAACCUUCAUCGCCAACGAGGGCAUGUACACCGGCCAAUUCAUCUACGCUGGUAAAAACGCGACUUUGACUGUCGGAAACAUCCUUCCCCUUGGCUCCGUGCCCGAAGGUACUGUCAUGACCAACGUCGAGGAGAAAGUGGGUGACCGUGGCGCGCUGGGCCGUACGUCUGGGAACUACGUUACCGUCAUUGGCCAUAACCCUGAGGAAGGGAAGACCCGCGUCAAACUCCCCAGCGGUGCUAAGAAGGUUGUGAAGAGCCGCUCUCGAGGAAUGGUUGGCAUUGUUGCUGGAGGUGGUCGUACAGACAAGCCACUGCUUAAGGCCUCCCGCGCCAAACACAAGUUCUCCGUCAAACGCAACUCGUGGCCUAAGACUCGUGGUGUUGCCAUGAAUCCAGUCGACCAUCCUCACGGUGGUGGUAACCAUCAACACAUUGGUAAAGCCUCGACAAUCUCGCGGUACGCGUCCGCAGGUCAAAAAGCAGGUCUUAUUGCGGCCCGAAGAACUGGUUUGCUCCGCGGUACCCAGAAGACCAAGGAUUAG